AAACAAAGAACAAUAGAGUGGCAAUCCUCAACGACUCAAGGAAGCUCCACGCGCGACAUCUACUGUCAAAAUUUAUUGCAGCGCCCUCUAGUCUACAAUUUAAAUUUAAAUAUUGAAGUUCAAUCGGACAAUCAUUUAGCACCUAGCGGAUAAAACAAACACUACAAUCAUCAUCGACCACAAAAAAAAUGUAUCUUAGGUAUUCUACAGUUUCUGUUCGAAGUUUCUGCAAAGACGUCCAUUGUCGUUCACGACUGUCUAUGACGUAACGAAAGAGUACGAAACAAGAAUAAUUUUUCAGUAGCCAUUUUGUAAUCGUCUUAAAGUAUCACAAGUAUACCAUCGUCGAUCGAGCUGGACAUCAAGGCAAACAAGGAGUAGGGUGUCAUGGAGUCAAGACGGUAUGAACGUGGUGGCAGGUCGAAUUGUGAUUCUCCGCCUAUACCACCGUCACCUCCUCCAUAUAGUCCACAUUCAAGGACAUGUGAAUCUUCACAGAAGAGCAAAUCACGACGAUCACCGUCUUAUACAGAUUAUAGAGGUUGCCGAUCAUCACACAGAGAUUCUUCCCAAGAAAGACGACGAAAACGACGCAAACGAUCACGAUCUAGUGAAAGAUCCAGAAAGUAUUCUCGUCGACGCAGAUCUAGAUCAGAUUCACGAGGCAGAUCAAGAUCAAGAAAUCGUCGACGUAGUUAUACUCCUCAUCGUAGUACCAGUCGAAGUAUAAGCAGAAGUCGUACACAUAGUUAUAGUCGAAGUCGCAGUCGUAGUCACAGUCGCAGUAAAAGUCGUAGUGGUCGAAAUAGAAGUCGUGAAAAACGUCGUGAUCGUGGCAGACAUUAUCGUACACCUUCUCAUGAUUCUGAUACAGCUGAAGGAUUAGAUCGUCAAAGUGUUCCAAACAUACCACCUACUCCAGUGCAAUCAAAUGCUUUCAAAAAUGAUGGUAGUUUUAUGGAAAUGUUUAAAAAAAUGCAAGAACAAAUGCAACCUAAAGAAAAACCAGCUACAUCAGUACUUGAAGAAAAGCCUGUUGUUCCACCUCCUCUAAUGGUUGGCAAAAGACGUGGUGGACGAAUUUUGAAAACUGGAAUGGUAGCAAAACCCAAAACUGGUCAAGUUGUUGAACAACCAAAAGACGCUUGGUCACUUUAUAUGGCGGAAGUUAAAAAAUAUCGUGAAGUUUGUUGUCAAGAAGAAGACAAUACACGACCAUUAGUGAAAUAACUCCAUUAUUUUUAUGAGUUUAGCUUUUUUUUUAUUGUAAAAAUUAUAUAAAUUGUAUUAUUUAAAUAAUUUUAUCGGUAUUACUAAGAAUGUAAUCAAAAUACAUUCUAAUUUUAUAUGUUAAUUAAUUGCUUGUCUGUUGAGAAGAUGGCUAUUUUCGAGUAUAAACAGUUUGAUUUAUAUAAUUUUUAUUAUAAUAAGAGAAUAUGAAAAAGAGCGAGAGACAAAUGUAAAAAAAUUAACGUCAAACGAUGUUAUUAGUUAAUGAUGAAUUUAAGAGUAUAGUUAAUAGCAUGAAUGUAAGAUAUAAAAAAUAAUAAUAACUUGUU
Chelonus insularis is the source of this 1559-nucleotide messenger RNA. Its product is annotated as cytochrome c oxidase subunit 6B1-like. Gene Ontology annotation, cellular component: respiratory chain complex IV; mitochondrion. The transcript is spliced from 3 exons. Lineage: Eukaryota; Metazoa; Arthropoda; Insecta; Hymenoptera; Braconidae. Bases 388 to 1230 code for a protein of 280 amino acids. Gene Ontology annotation, molecular function: 3'-5' exonuclease activity; 5'-3' exonuclease activity. The record is from RefSeq and is a predicted model, not a curated record.